GAUCCCAAACAAGAUGGUCGACGACGCAAAUGACCUCGCUGAGAAGAUAUUCUCCUUCAUUAUCGGCUUCCUUAUCGCGAUUACUCUAGGAGUUCUGUCCUUCACCAUUGGCGUCAUCAUAGAUGUGGUGGUCGGUCUUCUACCAACACUGGCUGUUUUGGUGCCUCUGGGCCUGGCCUUGGGGAACUAUGCCCU
Molecule: messenger RNA, 195 nt
Organism: Symbiodinium sp. CCMP2456
Lineage: Eukaryota; Dinophyceae; Suessiales; Symbiodiniaceae
Source: the annotation of a GenBank genome assembly